Molecule: messenger RNA, 1680 nt
Organism: Nothoprocta perdicaria
Lineage: Eukaryota; Metazoa; Chordata; Aves; Tinamiformes; Tinamidae
Gene: AKT2
Product: AKT serine/threonine kinase 2
Exons: 13
Coding region: 34-1479 (481 amino acids)
Biological process (GO): protein phosphorylation
Molecular function (GO): protein serine/threonine kinase activity; ATP binding
Source: RefSeq, a predicted model, not a curated record
CGUCCGCGCCAGGAGGGAGCCCCCGGCGCCACCAUGGGCGACGUCUCCGUGGUCAAGGAGGGCUGGCUGCACAAGAGAGGAGAAUACAUCAAAACGUGGCGGCCCCGGUACUUCUUGCUGAAAAGCGACGGCUCCUUCAUCGGCUACAAGGAGCGGCCCGAGGCGGCCGAGCAGAGCUUGCCGCCGCUCAACAACUUCUCGGUGGCGGAGUGCCAGCUGAUGAAGACGGAGCGGCCCCGGCCCAACACUUUUGUCAUCCGGUGCUUGCAGUGGACGACGGUCAUCGAGAGGACUUUCCACGUGGACUCUCCUGAGGAGCGGGAAGAAUGGAUGCGCGCCAUCCAGACGGUAGCAAACAGCCUGAAGAACCAGGAGCCGGCGGUGGACGCGAUGGAUUUUAAGUGCGGCUCCCCGAGUGACAGUGCAGGGGCGGAGGAGAUGGAGGUGGCAGUGAGCAAAACGCGCGCCAAAGCGACUAUGAACGAUUUUGACUACCUGAAGCUCCUGGGGAAAGGCACCUUCGGCAAAGUCAUCCUCGUGCGGGAGAAGGCCACCGGGCGCUACUACGCCAUGAAGAUCCUGCGGAAAGAAGUCAUCAUUGCGAAAGAUGAGGUGGCGCACACGGUCACGGAGAGCAGGGUGCUGCAGAACACCCGGCACCCGUUCCUGACAGCACUGAAAUACGCCUUCCAGACCAACGACCGCCUCUGCUUCGUCAUGGAAUACGCUAACGGCGGCGAGCUCUUUUUCCACCUCUCUCGAGAGCGGGUGUUCACGGAGGACCGGGCCCGGUUCUACGGAGCGGAAAUAGUGUCUGCUCUGGAGUAUCUGCACUCCAGGGACGUCGUGUACAGGGACAUAAAGCUCGAAAACCUCAUGCUGGACAAGGACGGUCACAUCAAGAUCACGGACUUUGGGCUCUGCAAGGAGGGCAUCACGGACGGCGCCACCAUGAAGACCUUCUGUGGCACCCCGGAGUACCUGGCGCCAGAGGUCCUCGAGGACAACGAUUACGGCCGCGCCGUGGACUGGUGGGGCCUGGGUGUCGUCAUGUACGAGAUGAUGUGCGGGCGCCUGCCCUUCUACAACCAGGACCACGAGCGCCUCUUCGAGCUCAUCCUCAUGGAGGAGAUCCGCUUUCCGCGCACACUCAGCCCCGAGGCCAAGUCCCUGCUCGCGGGGCUGCUCAAGAAGGACCCGAAGCAGAGGCUCGGAGGAGGUCCCAGCGAUGCCAAGGAGGUGAUGGAGCAUCGCUUCUUCGCCGCCAUCAACUGGCAGGACGUGGUUCAGAAAAAGCUGGUGCCUCCCUUCAAGCCGCAAGUGACGUCGGAAAUCGAUACGCGCUACUUCGACGACGAGUUCACGGCCCAGUCCAUCACCAUCACCCCGCCGGAUCGCUAUGACAACCUGGGCUCGCUGGAGAGCGACCAGCGCACGCACUUCCCACAGUUCUCCUACUCCGCCAGCAUCCGGGAGUAACGGGCGCCGCUCCGCCGGCGGCGCGAGGAGGGGAUGGGCUCGUGCUUUGGUCACCCGGAGCGCGCGGGGGACGCGGCGCUGCCGCCACGGACGCGCCGCACUUUGUCCCUUGCCUAGGACUGCUUUUUAUUUUAUUUUAUUACUGUAUUUCAUUUUUUUUGUAAAUCCUGGCCGUGCUCGCAGCUUUUUGAAUGACCGACC